Dibothriocephalus latus is the source of this 1149-nucleotide messenger RNA. Lineage: Eukaryota; Metazoa; Platyhelminthes; Cestoda; Diphyllobothriidea; Diphyllobothriidae. The record is from the annotation of a GenBank genome assembly.
AUGGAUGCUAACUGUCUUCCAUCGAGCUGCAACAUCUCGCGACGAAAUUCCCUUCUUUUCGAGUACGUGAAACCGUGGCGUCGAAGUCAUCGGUCACACAGUAUACACUGGCGUUCACGGUCCUUCAUGUGCCAGGACAAUGAGGUGUAUGCCAGCCCAACCAGUCUCAAGGAGCCUCUCAAUGUUGGCGGCGCUCCGACCAGAGAUCGCAGCCGAAAGAGCGCCUGUCUUUCAUCCUCCACUGAAGACGUUACAUUUGGCAGGCCAAGCUCGAUCCAGGAGUCGCCGAUAUCUCGCAACGAGCAGAUAGAAUUGACCCCCGCUGAAUUGCCGAAGUCCGAAGAAAAAAAGUACCUCUUUGAUAACAGUGAUAUUUCCGAUGGGACUUUUGAUUCCACGGAAAAUCUGAUAGAUGCUGUGCAGGCCACUGAACAACAGAAUGCUGCACCCCCGCGGAUCGCAGUAACUCCUCAAUCCCCAGUUGCUGCGCCUUCGGAACAGGACUUGUCGCUGACCCGUCACUCUCAACCGGUGCCAGUCUCCAUCACGACAACAACGUUGCAGGACGAUGUGGUUGUUGGUCCCGUGACGUUUUCAAAUGACCUUGAACCUCAAAGUCUGACUGCCCGCACUAGUCGAUCGUUAGAGCAGCCGGUGCAGGAGAAACAAGAGGUGAGCUCUUCAGGCUUCCCGAAACCCGCUAGACCUCCGCCUCCAUCACAGAUGGCGACUCUGAGUAAGAACUCUGGUACUUAUCAGCGUGUUCCGUGCACGGAUAAUCGGAUUUCUGAGCAGGAACGCUUCGGACGAGGUCACGUCUCUGGCACGAAUGGCGCGCUUACUGUCAAACCGCGUACCAAUACGGUCUACUCUGGGCCGGUGCCUUGUCUGCGGUCUAAUAAGAACGGUUACGAAUGCAGUCCUCGUCGGCAACCGAAGGCAGAUGGAAGUCCAGUUCAUCAGCGAACGGGCACACCACAACAGCCGGCUCGUCAUGGAGUUCAUCAACCAAAGCGACACCCUGCGGACCGUACAGGAAUCCCACAUUCUAACUCCUCUCAAGAUUUGCACUCGGAAGAAAUGGCUAAGGAAAUGGUGGUUGUUGGAACAUGUACUGCCCUCUACGACUUUACUAGUAAGUCUUGGUAA